Alternaria triticimaculans is the source of this 1170-nucleotide messenger RNA. RefSeq lists its product as uncharacterized. NCBI's taxonomy places the organism in Eukaryota, Fungi, Ascomycota, Dothideomycetes, Pleosporales, Pleosporaceae. The coding region runs from base 1 to 1170 and encodes 389 amino acids. The transcript is spliced from 3 exons. The record is from RefSeq and is a predicted model, not a curated record.
AUGCGGAAGGAAAUUCAUCGAGCAUUGUCGCCUUCUCGCGAUGAUGUCUUCACCGCGUUCACUCUCUCAAACUUACUGCCGGUGCAAAGCCUGUUGGUGUUCAAUCCUGGGGUUAUUACCAUCAAGUCACUUUCUGCGCUUGCGACUUCUUACUUCGGCAUCAAGCACCAGGAUAGAGCUAUCACGCAGUACGGAUUCAAGAGGUACAGUGACGCACUUAGAGCCGUGCAUUCGGCUCUUGAGGCUUCGGUGUCUCCGCCUUCCUUUGAUCUGAUUGAGGCGGUCAUGCUUAUGGGACUCAUCGAGUUCCUCAUCUCGGAUCGUGUCGAUGGUUGGAUAAACCAUGCACGUGGGCUAGAAAGGCUCUUCGAGUUGCGCGGACCUGAAGCUAUGGCAUCACCUCAGUGUCUUGGGAUCUUGGAUAGGAUUCGCCCGUCUCUUAUCUUUGCAGCUAUUGUUUUGCACAAGCCAACGAUAAUGUCGGAGAACAAAUGGAAAUACAUCCCCUGGAGCUUACACCCUGAGCACAUCGACUCGCUCAAGCUCUUGUUCGACAUUAUUGCCGACUACCCUCAGCUCUUCAUUCUGCGUGAUGAGCUUUUGUCAGUUGCGGAUGAAGACACAAGGACUGCUGAGACGCAAUGUCUCUCUUUGCAAUGUCAUGAGGUCAUCGCCAAACUGAAGAACUGGAGGGAGACUUUUGCGUCUGAUCCGUUUCACACCUCUUACGAGACACCCGCAUGUCAACCGAUACCGCUCAUAGAAGACGAGUAUGGCGCGUUGCAUCCAGCCUGGUCUACUGCCUUCAGAUACCGAUCACUCUAUCACGCGAACGCUAUCACAGUCUAUAACGCCGCUACCAUCAUGGCCCUCCGGUUCGCCGACAGCAUCGAUGCUGAGAUGAUGUCAUCUUCAGCGUACCAUACCCGACAGCAGCAGAUAUCGACAGCGGCGCUCACUAUAUGUCGUAGCGUCGAGUACCAUCAGCUAGAGGACUGGGGCGAACAGGGCUCUUUUGAACUGCUCUUUCCUCUGCGCAUGGCAUACGAUGGGAUCCGCGAGAAGGAGCCGACAAUAGCAUCAUGGAUCACAUCUGUCAUGCAAGACAUGUCGGCUGGUAGACGAGGGCCCUGGAGAUCCGCUAAAAGCAUCCUAGAUGUUCGCAAGUGA